CAGUGAGUGGACACCGGUCGGAGCGCGCGCUGGCUCCUGUUGCCACAGCAACCACUGAGGAGAAAUCCGUGCAGCUUCUGAAUCCGUAGCAUUACCGCAAUGAGGGGGAUGUAGCAGUUGUGCUCGGACAGAUGGGACCUCAAGAUUGACUGUGACUCACCACAAAGCGAAGAGAAAAAGAAAAUGUGGCGGUAAUGGACGACUGUUAUAUCAAACUGGAGGGACGACGCUUUAAACGACGAGCCGACCUGAGGAAUGAACAAAGAUCUCCAAGAACUCCCAAGGACAAUAUGAAAUUUCAUAGUUGAAGGUCACAAUCAAGUGUGGCCAAACCUGAAAGAAAAUAUCCGUUUUCAGGAUGAUUCUGCUGUCUUUCUCUAUAACCGCGAUUCUUCCACCUCCUCAAUCCACAAUCAGCUAUGGAUAACAACACAAAAUAUGCACUUUGCCCAGACUCUGAUUUCACAGGAAUUGGCAGACGCUUGACGCUUAAUAUGGAGUAUAUUUUGGACCUCUCUGGUGUCGACUGUAUUUAUUUAUCUUUUGUCUUUCUCUAAAAAAAAAAAAGGCUGGGAAAACCCACGCAAGUUUCUGAAUUGCAUGCGAACAGUGAAUGAAGAUACUCAUUUAGCACUAGGUCAUAAAUAUAUCAGGGUGUCAUGGCUUUCUGUUAGAACCGAUAAUCAGCAUUAUUUGCUGCAAGGUUUUGUAAAUGAACAUAAGCAAUUCUUUCAGGUGAAACCAAGGACUCUGCCAAAAUCUAAAAUCUGCUUAGUUUGAACAUUCGCACCUGGUCGCACUCCAUCUCUCAGGAUGAGCCAGAAGUCCGACUCGGAGACCGAGAGCUCCCAGGCGCCUGUGAUUUACACAGUAGAGGAACUGGAGUGCAAGAUCUGCUACAAUCGCUUUGACACCCGGGCCCGCAAGCCCAAGGUGUUGAGCUGCCUGCACCGCGUCUGUGCCAAAUGCCUCAAGAAGAUGGUGGAGCUGGACUCGUCUCCGAGCAUCAUCAGCUGCCCCUUCUGCCGCCACGAGACUCACGUCCCUGACGAGGAGAUCUGGCUUCUUCAAGACGACAGCAACAUCCUGGCCAUUCUGACUUACCAGGACCGGGCUCGCAAGAGUGGUACCGUGCCCAGCGGCGAGGUCCUUUUGACGCCCAACAGCCUGAGCGGAGGAGAGCAGGCGCACAGCUCCUCCGAUUGCCUCGUCAUCACAAUCAUGGAAGUCCCUGGAGAGUCUCAGUCCUCUGAAUCCAUGAGCAUGCUGAACAUGGUGCGCUUGUAUCGGCCAGCCAGUUUGGACUCCUUGCCUUGCCACCUGCCCGUGCAGAAAUGUCGGGCUUGGACGUCCCGUACGGUUCCCCGCUUUCUGAUGGGUUUCCUCUGCCUGGUGUACUUCAGCUCGCUGCCAUUGGGGAUCUACUUGCUGAUGAUCCAGCAGCUCACGAUGGGAGUGAUCCUGGUCAGCUUGGUGCCCUCCACCUUGGUCCUUUGCAUAUUCUACGGCUUCUGCCAGUGUCUGUGCCACGAGAUCAUGGAGGCCAUCGCCACAUAGCACCCGACGAUCAUCGGGCUGAGACUAGCGAGACCUGUAAAAGUACAAAAGCCAAAAGACUGAUGUAUAUCUGUUAGGCCGUGUGUCCACCAAAGCGUUUUUCCACGCGCCUGGCGUAUGUUUUUAAUUGUUUUCCGCGUUUUUUAAA
Molecule: messenger RNA, 1705 nt
Organism: Pimephales promelas (fathead minnow)
Lineage: Eukaryota; Metazoa; Chordata; Actinopteri; Cypriniformes; Leuciscidae
Product: E3 ubiquitin-protein ligase RNF182
Source: RefSeq, a predicted model, not a curated record